CGCCACCGCCUGAAGAAGCCCCAUCCAUCCGCCUGCAGCCGGGGAGACUCAGAACCUGGGAGGGGCCUGGGGCCCGGGCCGCCCGCCUCCUUUUUCUAGCCGUCGUCCGGGGCUUCCUCUUGCUCCACCAACCCUCUGCCCUCCCCUCCGCCUCCGCCCUCCUCCUCGGUCUCCAGCCGCCAGCCAACCGCGCGGCCGCUUGUUGAGCCAGGGUUCCUCCGUCUCCAUGACGCCCGGCAAACAUUCCCGAGCCUCAGCCAGAGCCGCUAACGCCGAGGGUUGGGGACAGGGACUCCAGAAGCAGCCAGGGAAGGGGUGGCCCACCACUCCACAGCCUGUCGCAACCAUGCCUAUUUCUCCAGCAAACAGCCGCAAGCAGCAGAACCUCUGGUUGAGCACUGGCCCACAGCCAAAGAAGUCUAUUAGCUUUAUCAGCACAGUAAAAGGAACCCAAACAAAAGGAUAUAGUGGUGCAAACCAAAGCAGAAUGGCUCUGUCAAAAACCCUGACAAUUGCACCUGAGAUAAAAGCAGAAAAAAUGAGUAUUUCCACCCCAAGGAUAGUCAUACAGGUAAUUGAUGCACAUGGAGUUGAUGUCACUCCCCGACCUCUUUAUCAUCCAGAUCCACAUACAGGUACAGCAAAGCCAAAUAAACUACUGACAUCACGAGAAGGAUCAUUUGCAGCAGAAUUUAUAUCUUCUUAUAGCCUUUAUCAGAAUACAUUAAAUCCUAGUAUGUUAGGGCACUUUACAAGGUCAGUUUUAGGAAGCAGUAUAGUUUCUAAGUCAAGUGUAUCUACUACUGAAUCAAUAGCAGAAGACCUAGAAGAACCAUCCUAUAAACGAGAAAAAUUGACUAGUUUUACAGAUUUACGAGUUGUGAGAGCAACACCUGGAAAAAUUGUAACAAAAGAAGACCUAGAAAAGACUAUAGAGAUAAUACUCACAGAGACGGAAACACUAAGAUUUUUUAACCUACCGACAGUCAUGGUUUCUGUAGAAUCUGAAGAAGCUAUGAAAGUAAGGCAGAGAAACAAGAAUUAUGAGACCCUUUGUAGAAAUAGAUUAGGCAAUGAUUUAUAUGCUGAAAGGAUGAUGCAGACUAUUAAUGGAGCACCAAAGAAUAAAGAUGUUCAGUGUGACAAAAUCAUAAAAGAAGACAAAGGUAUAAUGUCCACUACUUGGGAUUUGCAUGAUUCUUAUAUUGCUAUGGAGCUUUCAUCUUUACCAGCAAAACAAUCUAUCCUUGAAUCAUGUGGUAAAGCAAAUGUACCUUCUAAAGAUCGAGAGCAAAGAGUGCCAGGGAGUACUACAGAAAAAGAUAGUGAAGCUAGUUCUUUAAUGGAUAUAGAAAAUGUAAUUUUGACUAAAGUCCAUGAUGAUGAAGUAGACCACUCAGAGACAAUAUUGAAAUCUGACAAGUUUCAUCAGGAUUUAUUUUUUAUGGAACGAGUUCUAAUGGAAAAUAUAUUUCAACCAAAACUUGCAGCUUAUCGUCAGCUUCCUAUUUUAAAAGAACCAGAACCUGAAAAACCUGAAGACUUUCAAGAAGGUGAAAAACUUGAAAAGACAGAGGAAGAGGGUCAGAAGGAAGAGGAAGAAGAAAUAGAAAUAAGUACAGGACAAUCAACAAUACCAGCCAAUUUAGAACGACUUUGGUCCUUUUCCUGUGACUUAACCAAAGGCCUUAAUGUGAGCAGCCUUGCCUGGAAUAGAACAAAUCCUGAUCUUUUGGCUGUUGGCUAUGGGCACUUUGGAUUUAGAGAGCAAAAAAGAGGAUUGGCUUGCUGCUGGUCAAUAAAGAAUCCUAUGUGGCCAGAACGUAUUUAUCAGAGUCCAUAUGGAGUUACUGCUGUGGAUUUCUCCAUUGGAGCACCUAAUCUUUUAGCAGUUGGCUAUCACAAUGGUACCAUUGCAAUUUAUAAUGUACAGAGCAACAGUAAUGUUCCUGUUCUGGAUAGUAGUGAAUCACCUCAAAAACAUUUGGGACCUGUAUGGCAACUACAGUGGAUAGAACAAGAUCGAGGGACAACAGGGGAUGACAAAAGAGAAAUACUAGUUUCUAUAUCAGCAGAUGGAAGAAUCUCCAAAUGGGUUAUACGGAAAGGACUGGACUGUCAUGAUUUGAUGCGUUUGAAGCGAACUACUUCUAGCAGCAGCAAAAAAGGAGGGGAGAAAGAAAAGAAAGGUGAAGCUCUGAUAUCUCGACAGGCCCCUGGAAUGUGUUUUGCUUUUCAUCCUAAGGAUACAAAUAUCUAUUUGGCUGGCACUGAAGAGGGUCAUAUUCACAAAUGUUCUUGUUCGUAUAAUGAACAAUACCUAGAAACCUACAGAGGACAUAAGGGUCCAGUGUAUAAAAUAGCAUGGAAUCCAUUUUGUCAUGAUGUGUUCUUAAGCUGUUCUGCAGAUUGGGGUGUUAUUAUAUGGCAACAGGAGAAUCCCAAGCCAUUUUUGAGUUUUUAUCCAACUACUUAUGUUGUUUAUGAUGUUGCCUGGUCUCCAAAAUCAGCCUAUGUAUUUGCAGCCGCGAAUGAGAGCAGAGUAGAGAUUUGGCACCUUCACAUCAGCACUUUGGAUCCUCUGAUUGUGCAUGUUGCUAACCCCGGAAUCAAGUUCACAACUGUCCUCUUUGCCAAACAAACAGAUUGCCUUCUGGUGGGUGACAGUGAUGGACAGGUUGGUGUGUAUGAACUGAGAAAUAUGCCUGCUGCUUUGGAUUCUGGCCGGGGAGAUGUAAUAGAUAUUUUGAUUGGAUCCAAGUCAAAACAACCAGGAUAAUUCAUCAUUACUAAUACCUUCUCUUGUUGCUGUUUAAAGAAAAAGAAACAGUGUUUAACAUCCAAUAGUCCAAUUUGUAUGCAAUAAGCUGGGAUUUUGAUGUUAGAAAAUGAUAUUUGAUGUAUAACUUACAUUUCAACUUAACAUAAACUUAAUAAACUUUUAUUUCAGAGAUAUGUGA
Messenger RNA from Leopardus geoffroyi (Geoffroy's cat), 2960 nucleotides. RefSeq names its product dynein axonemal intermediate chain 4 (gene DNAI4). The record is from RefSeq and is a predicted model, not a curated record. NCBI's taxonomy places the organism in Eukaryota, Metazoa, Chordata, Mammalia, Carnivora, Felidae. Gene Ontology annotation, molecular function: dynein light chain binding; dynein heavy chain binding. Gene Ontology annotation, cellular component: axonemal dynein complex. Gene Ontology annotation, biological process: cilium movement.